GCAGGGCUCUGGCACUCCGCGGAGAGACGCGCAGGGCAGGUGGUGCUGCUGAGACAGCGCUCAGUCCAUCACAGCCCCCCCUCCCCCCGUCCAGUCACCGCGAGGCAGUGUUGGAUUCCUUCAGUGCUCAGUCAGGGAUGCGCAUCUGGACCUGAGAGGGUCCCGGGGACAUUUACGCGUCGAGGUGCUCCGCAGUACCUCUCCCUGUUCCCCACAGAGGAAAUACUCGCACCGGUUGAGGACAGUUUGGCUUUUUUUUUUUACAGAAUGGCCGGCGCAGAGUGCCUUCUUCAAACGCCGAGUAACUUCCAGUCGUCAGCCAUGUUUGAAGGCUCUGAAGCUGUGGAGGUGGGGGGGGGCAGCACGCAGAGCACCGCGGCCUCGUCCAUCAGCGCCUGCAAGAAGGUGCUGUGCAGCAACAGCGUAAUGGACUCCCCGGAGUACUGGCUGAGGAACGAGAAGGCUCUGUGCCGACUGGGCCUGCUGGACGACGACACGGAGGGCAGCUGCACCAUGAUCUGCUUUGUGAAUCUGGACCCUCAGAAAACAGACUAUCGCGACGACAAAAGCAUCAAGAAACUGGCAUCAGUGUCUCCAGACCUGCCAAAGAUGGUGGAAUUGCUGACUGUCCACCAGCCCAAAGAAAAUGAGAUCCUACUUCUGGGUGGGCUGGAGGCCUCAGAAACCUGCCAAACACUCCCCCUCUCCCCCUCUAAGCCCGGCCAGCAGCAGCACAGAGGUACCGGUGUGUGUCUGGUUCAGUGUUCAGCACAGAGACGCUCCACCCAACAGAAGAACAUCAUCUACGAGAUCAACAAGUUCCUGAUCGGUCUGCAGUGGGGGAAGGAGCGCCAGCUGCAGCAGGACCGAGCAGCCGGGCAGCGGCUCGACGACGACACCAACCGCUCCAUCUCCUCCAUCGAGGAGGACUUCCUGACGGCCUCCGAACACCUCGGAGACGACAGCGAGGAGGAUGGCGUCAGAAACGAAGCAGAGAGUGACCUGGCAGAGAGCUCGGCUGAGUCUUCACACAAACACUGUGUCAGGCUGUCAUGUCAGAGAGCCCAGCUGGCCCACCAUCAGAACAGGGAGGAAGCAGAGGGGAAAAGGGGAGGGCAGCAUCGGCGAGCCAGCUUCCACACUAAGGAAUCAGCGGGUCACUACGCCACCAAUCUGGCUGAGUCGGUACUGCAAGACGCCUUCAUACGCCUCUCUCAGGAUGAAACCUCCUUUGUCUCAGAGGCGGCCGUCAGCGUGUCCCUCUCCACUGGUCCCUCAAAGACCAAAGGGCCUUCCCAACAGCGCACCUGCUCCUUUGAACUCCCCAAGAUUGUUAUAGUUCAAAGCCCGGACAGUUCUGAAGGGGCUGCCGAGUGGGCUGAGACCCAUGUGUCUCAUGUGCCUCACCAGGAUAUCCCUGCCAACGCCAGUGAGUUGCCAGAGAAAGGGAAACAGGCUGACAUCCCCCACCACAAUGGAGGGCAUCCAUCCAAACAUGUCGAGGUAGCUUUGGCCUGUGCUGCCAGUAUCAUUGGCACCAUUACCAACCCGCAGCUGACCGAACAGCUGGCCAUGGAAUCGGCUGAGGAGGAAGACCCAGAGGAGGAUCUGAAUGAACCAGAGGAGGGAUCUGACUACUCCUUCUCCUCAGCCAUGUGUGGCAUGGCUCAGGUAGCUGGUGCUGUAGCGGCUGUGGAGCUAACAGAGGGGUCAGCGGAGUGCGGCGAUUCUGACGCAGAGUCUGCAGAAGCCUACACAGCGUCUCGUGGUUUGAUGUCUGCAGCCGAAGCCUCUGCGGCCGUCACGCUGCACUGCAGUGUGGCAGAGGGCACCAGCGUGGAGGCGUUUCGGGCAAACAUUGCUGAGGUCCUACACAGGGAGGCAGCUGAGGUACUGACUCAACCGCAAGGCUACAAGAGUGUCGCCCAUCUGCUGGAGGCCACGCAUAACAAGAUAGUAGAUGGCAUUACGUGUCCAAAACAAUCCUACAUGGAUGAAAGAGAGGUGGAUGACUUAAUAAAUGAAGUGGCAGACAGCUUGUUCAAGCAUGCUUUCGAGAAAGCAAAAAAUAAAAAAGAACUGGAGGGUACCGGAAAAGAUGCACCAGGCCUUCAGGUUUUCCUGCAGGACAGCGUUAACAACCUGCUGUUCGAUAUCCUUUGUUUGACACAGAAGAAAAUAAGUCACGUCUCUAGAUUUGACCAAGGGCCAUUUGACACACAAGAGGGUGAUACGUGUGCUAGGGAGCCUCCUAACAUUAAGGAGAGUAAGGAUCCAUUCAGUCAAUUACAGUGCUUAGUUGGCCAUAGCCAGUCCACUAAUAGUGAGAACCACUGCAGCGCACCACACUGCACAGAUAAGCUUCCCAUGUUUCCUGGGUGGAAGGAUAAAUAUCUGCUUGAAGAAAAUGAUCAAAUGUCAUAUUCCCCCACAGCUCACAGCAAAGACCAGCAUCAGUCCUCAUGCAGACAAAGUCAAUCUAGAUCUUUCUCUGACCCCCAGCAGGGCAGUGGUCCUAUCAGAGAACUGAGUGAAAUCCAGGUUCACAGCACAGAGAGGAGAGGACGUCUAGUGACAAGCAGCGACAGCAGACAGUCCUCUCUCACCCCUCAGUCCUCCCUCACACCCCAGUCCUCCCUCAACUCCUGCAGUUCUCUGCUAUCUUGGAGAAUGGAUUCAGAGACUAGGACACCCAUUAAUUGCUAUGCAGAUGAUUUGUCUGCCACAGUGGUGUCAAUGGCCACAGAACUGGCAGCCAUCUGCCUGGAAAACAACACUGGGAAACAACCGUGGUUCUGUGCCCUCAAAGGGUCGUGUCCCGAUGGGUCAGAGGCGUACUUUAUCCCUGCUUGCCGCACAGUGCUCAGGAGGAAAGAGGCACAGAACAGCAAUGCUGCCUCCAAGAAACACCGGGCUCCACGCCUCAGUGAGAUCAAGAGGAAAACAGAGGAGCAACCAGAGCUGAUGGAGCGCCUGGUGAACCGGGUGGUGGAUGAAUCAGUAAACCUGGACGAACCACAGGACCCUUUUGCCCUCUUUGCUUCCGAAGUCACGGCCAGGAUCAUGAACUGCCCUGAGCUCAAUGUGAUUGAUACCUCCAAAACGGGCCUGCCACGCAGCAGGUUGCAGUGUGAGAGGUGGAGCCGUGGGAAGGCUUCAAGCUAUGAGAGUAUUCCAGAAGAAGACUCAGACCGCUCAGGCACAUCCAACACCCUGGGCCUCGGCAAUCGCUUAGGUCAGAACUUGAGCCGCGGUAGCUCGAUCUCUAAGCAGUCCAGCUGUGAGAGCAUCACGGAUGAGUUCUCACGGUUCAUGGUCAACCAGAUGGAGACUGAGGGCAGAGGCUUUGACCUUCUGCUGGACUACUACGCAGGGAAAAAUGCCACCAGCAUUCUGACGGCAGCUGUUCAACAGGCCGCCUCCAAGAAAAACGGACACCUUAAUGUCAAGGCCUCAUCCUGCCUGUCCAAACAGUCCAGCACAGAGAGCAUUACAGAGGAGUUCUACAGGUUUAUGCUUCGGGACAUGGACAAGGAAAACAGAGAGUAUGGCAUCGCCAAGACCAAGGAGUGGAGCAACAGCCUGUUCCCCCCUUCUCAUAGAACUCCUUUCUGCAUACGACAGUCCUCCGUCCCAGAUCGGCGCUCCUCGGACUCGCGACUGACCGUCAACUCGCCCAUUAAGGCAAACUCUUUUGACGGAUUCGCCCGCAACAUGCAUGGAGACACGCUGAAUAUCUUCCCCACCAUCUCAUUGUCAGCCACAGGACUGUGUAAGUCCGACUCCUGCCUCUAUCAGAGGGGAGGGACGGAUCAGAUCACUGACAUGCUGAUUCAUGAGACGUGGUCGAGCUCCAUCGAGUCCUUGAUGAGAAAGAACAAGAUCAUUGCUGAUCCCGAGGACAGUAUUGAUCUGGGGGCAGCAGCGGACUCUCAGCCCCAUGUGCAGCAGUUCGCCAAUCGCAUGGCAGCUGACAUUGUAGAUAUUGGCAAGUCUGCCAUGGGGGGCCAACAAGAUGCAGCUGGGGGUUCAUCUGGGUCUAUCUCACAGCCGCACAUGCCUGUUGGAGAAAGAAGGAGGGGGUUCAAACAAUCUCAUCUGAGUUUUGGUCGGAGUAGGUCCAGCCAGGAGCAGACGGGUACCGGAGUAGGGUCCGGUGACAGCAGUGCACCCCGUAUGAGGGGCCCCCGAGAUGUUCCUGUGAUCCACAUCGAGGGAGAUCAGAGGGAUGAAGAGACUCGUUCAAACCCAGAAAGGACUGGAAGAGGACCUCAACAUACGGCCCCAGAAGCAUCGGUCACCAAACGUACAGAGAGAGCUCCAGCCAACAGCAGCAGCAGCGAGAGGGACAGGCCAGCUGUGGCGGGGGCUGCAGUAGUGAAGAGCAACAAGCGUUCAAUGAGUGCUAGCAGUGAAGAGAGCACGGGGAGCUGGUCCCAUAUGACCCCCGAGGAUGACCCCCAAGAGGAGACCAGUAGUUUUAUCCAGCUGAGCGAGGGGAACGGAACCAGCAGUGCGUCCAGCCUGGGCCUCGCAGACCUGGACGCUUUCUCCGACGGGCCCACGCAAAGCACAGUGAUCAGUGGGGAGACAGUGAAAGGACAUCUGUCAGGAACAAAGGAAAACAUCUUUGAGAGCAGUUCAGCGAGGGCAUUGGGCGACAGGUUGCUGCUGGUGGUGAACUGCGACCUGGAUCCAGAGAGCGUGGACUCGGAGCUCCGAGUGGCUCUGCAGUGGAUCGCUGCCUCCGAGCUGGGCCUGCCUGCGCUCUACUUCAGGAAGUCCAAAGAGAAGAGGGUUGCCAAGUUCCAGAGGGUGGUCCACCUGAUGUCUCAGAAGUCGUGGAGGGUUGCAGACCUCUUCAGCGCCGUGGUCCAGUUCUGUAAGCUUCAUGAGAAAAAGGAAGAGGAGGGGCACGCUCUGUCCAGCCUCUUUGAUUGGCUGUUGGAGACCCUGUAGCUCCUCAUUCAGCUAACAGAAAGACACUCAUUCGCCGAAACAUGUUCUUGACUCUAACUGCAAGCUGAAGGCACAACGCGAUCAGCAUACUUGAGAAAUUCAUACACCUAAGUCUUGGUGUUUUUCGUCUAUUCGCAGUCAUAAAUGGACCAGUUUCCCUUUAAUAAAAGCAUGUUUUUGUUUUUCAGAUUCACACACAAUCACAAACUGUAAGUGUAAGGGUUAAACAUUCCUGAUGGGAACGAACAACCUUCAAGAGAUUAUAGUCAGCAGGUUUUAACUGCUCCAGAUUAUACAUAUAUAUACACACAGUAUACAUAUAUAUAUAUUUACAGAUUCUCACAACCAAACUAUGUAUUUAUUUAUUCCAUAUGAACACAGAGAAUAUCAAUAGAUGAAAGAAAAAUCAGGUUAAAAUCUCCCCGCAUUUCAAAAUUUUUGUAUCACAAAUACUUUGUAAAAGAGGCUGGAGAAAAGUAAGCCCAGAAAAAGCGUUAAAGUUUAUUUGUAAACCACCUAGAAUUGCACAUCUUUUUUAAAGUAAGCAAAAUGCCCAUAUCUUUGUUGUGUUCAUAAGCUGACGUUACACAUCUGUUGUGAACUUCAGUUCUUGGUAAGUCUGUUAUCAUGUUGAGAACUGAUUACUUUGGAUAGCUGUCCUGUAUAUACUGUAGAUUUUUGGAACUGCUGCACCUUGGAGGAGUGGACUGCUCUCUUCAGCUUUUACUAAGUCAUGAAGACAGAGUAAGGUUUGUAAUGUUGAAUUUGUAUGUGCAUUUGGUCUGUUUGUCUCUCUACUUAGUGGUACUCUAGUGUUACAUCAGCAUUGGGUAAAAAUAAAGCACACAAUUCAGCUGUUAACUCUGUCACGGUAGAACUGAAUGUAUUUAUCUUUUGGCAUCAAUAAAUUAUUGUGAUGUGAAAUA
Messenger RNA from Gymnodraco acuticeps, 5885 nucleotides. It is a transcript of the gene sphkap, whose product is annotated as SPHK1 interactor, AKAP domain containing. Gene Ontology annotation, molecular function: protein kinase A binding. The record is from RefSeq and is a predicted model, not a curated record. Lineage: Eukaryota; Metazoa; Chordata; Actinopteri; Perciformes; Bathydraconidae. Gene Ontology annotation, cellular component: cytoplasm.